GGCCCCGCCGGGGACUUUGGUCCAUUCCCGGGUUCCUGCAUCAAUCAUCAACCAGGGGAGGGAGCGGCCGCUGCGGCCCCGCCGCCGUAAGAGUCCCCCGGGCGCCCCCCGUCAUUCACCCCCCGCCCCCAUCACCAUCAUCACCACCAUCACCAUCAUCACCGCCAGCAUCAGCCCCUCCGCUCCUCCCCGGCCCCCCUGGAGCCGCCAUGUCCUCUGUCCCCCCGGCCAAGUGCUCCUUCAAGAAGCGGGGUAGCCUGCAGACCCCCAGCCCCGCAGAGCUGCGGGGGGGGCCAGGGGCCCGGCCCCUGCAGUCAGCCUGGUCCCUGCCCGGGACCCCCCACAGCCUGAAGCAUUUCCCGGUGGAUCUGCGCACGUCCAUGGAUGGCAAAUACAAGGAGAUCGCUGAGGAGCUGUUUUGCCGCUCACUGGCUGAGAACGAGAUGCGCACGGCUCCCUAUGAGUUCCCCGAGGAGAGCCCCAUCGAGCAGCUGGAGGAGCGGCGCCAGCGCCUGGAGCGCCAGAUCAGCCAGGACGUCAAACUUGAGCCCGACAUUUUGCUCAGAGCCAAACAGGACUUCCUGAAAAUUGACAGUGCUGCGGACUUACAGCUCUUCAAGGAGCAGAAUGACAGCCUGGUGGACCAUGUCCCCAAGGAGCGGGAGGCGCUGCUGGAGCGAGAAUUCCAGCGGGUCACCAUCUCUGGGGAGGAGAAAUGUGGGGUGCCCUUCACCGACCUGCUGGAUGCAGCCAAGAGCGUGGUGAAGGCUUUGUUUGUGAGGGAGAAGUACAUGGGGCUGUCCCUGCAGAGCUUCUGCAAGACCACGGCCCGGUACCUGCAGGAGCUCUCCGAGAAGCCCCUGGAGACCCGAGGCUACGAGGAGGUGCCCGAGACCCCCGUGGCUGCUGAUGCCCCCGUGCACCCCCCGUUUGCUGAGCAGCACCCCUAUGAGAAGUGGGACCCCAAGAACAUGCCAGCAGAUCUUGGCUUCGGGCUGAAGAUGGUGGAUGGCGUUGUGCACGUCUACACCAAGCAGGACAUCACUGACAAGAGCACGGAGCUGGACCUGCCAUACCCCGACCUGCAGGAGUUCAUUGCCGACAUGAAUUUCCUCAUGGCUUUGAUCAUCAAUGGGCCCAUCAAAUCCUUCUGCUACCGCCGGCUGCAGUACCUGAGCAACAAGUUCCAGAUGCAUGUGCUGCUCAAUGAGAUGAAGGAGUUGGCGGCCCAGAAGAAGGUGCCUCACCGUGACUUCUACAACAUCCGCAAGGUGGACACCCACAUCCAUGCCUCGUCCUGCAUGAACCAGAAGCAUCUCUUGCGCUUCAUCAAGCGGGCGAUGAAGAAGCACCUGGAUGAAAUUGUCCAUGUGGAGAAGGGGAAGGAGCAGACGCUCAAGGAGGUGUUUGAGACGAUGAACCUCACAGCCUACGACCUGAGCGUGGACACACUGGAUGUCCAUGCGGACCGGAACACCUUCCACCGCUUCGACAAGUUCAACGCCAAGUACAAUCCCAUCGGGGAGUCCAUCCUGCGGGAGAUCUUCAUCAAGACGGACAACCGCGUCUCGGGGAAGUACUUUGCCCACAUCAUCAAGGAGGUGAUGGCAGACCUGGAGGAGAGCAAGUACCAGAACGCGGAGCUGCGCCUGUCCAUCUACGGGCGCUCGCGGGAUGAGUGGGACAAGCUGGCCCGCUGGGCCGUCAGCCACCGCGUGCACUCCAACAACGUGCGCUGGCUCGUGCAGGUGCCCCGGCUCUUUGACAUCUACCGGACAAAGAAGCAGCUGGCCAACUUCCAGGAGAUGCUGGAGAAUAUCUUCCUGCCGCUCUACGAGGCCACAAUUCACCCUGCCCAGCACCCAGAGCUGCACCUCUUCCUGGAGCACGUGGAUGGCUUUGACAGCGUGGACGAUGAAUCCAAGCCAGAGCAUCACAUCUUCAACCUGGAUAGCCCUUUGCCAGGCAACUGGGUGGAGGAGGACAACCCACCCUACUCCUACUACCUGUACUACAUGUAUGCCAACAUGACAGUGCUCAACCACCUCCGGCGGAAGAGGGGCUUCCACACCUUCGUCCUGCGCCCGCACUGUGGUGAGGCCGGUCCCAUCCACCACCUCGUGUCGGGGUUCAUGGUCUCAGAGAACAUCUCCCACGGGUUGUUGCUGCGCAAGGCCCCUGUGCUGCAGUACCUGUACUACCUGGCCCAGAUUGGCAUUGCCAUGUCCCCGCUGAGCAACAACAGCCUCUUCCUGAGCUACCACCGCAACCCCCUGCCCGAGUACCUCUCACGGGGGCUCAUGGUCUCCCUCUCCACCGAUGAUCCCCUCCAGUUCCACUUCACCAAGGAGCCGCUGAUGGAGGAGUACAGCAUCGCCACCCAGGUGUGGAAGCUCAGCUCCUGCGACAUGUGUGAGCUGGCCCGCAACAGCGUCCUCAUGAGCGGCUUCUCCCACAAGGUGAAGAGCUACUGGCUGGGUCCCAACUACCUGAAGGAGGGUCCGGAGGGGAACGACAUCCGCCGCACCAACGUGCCCGACAUCCGCGUCAGCUACCGCUUCGAGACGCUGUGCCAGGAGCUGACGCUCAUCACGCAGGCGGUGCAGAGCGCCGAGCUGGAGCCCAUCCAGGAGGAGGACGUGCUCACCAUCUCCCUGGGCACCCACUGACCCCCCAGUUCCCCCCCGAGCCCCCCAGGGCUCCGUCGCCGUCCCCCCGCCCGCUCCUGCUGCUGUCUCGGUGCCGUUGCAGGGUGCGGCGUUUGUUGAGUCCCCUCUGUUUCAUCUUGGUUUGUUCGUUUUA
This is a messenger RNA of Zonotrichia leucophrys gambelii, 2802 nucleotides long. It is a transcript of the gene AMPD2, whose product is annotated as adenosine monophosphate deaminase 2. The coding region runs from base 210 to 2669 and encodes 819 amino acids. Gene Ontology annotation, biological process: AMP metabolic process; IMP salvage. Gene Ontology annotation, cellular component: cytosol. The record is from RefSeq and is a predicted model, not a curated record. NCBI's taxonomy places the organism in Eukaryota, Metazoa, Chordata, Aves, Passeriformes, Passerellidae. The transcript is spliced from 18 exons. Gene Ontology annotation, molecular function: AMP deaminase activity.